Molecule: messenger RNA, 261 nt
Organism: Sungouiella intermedia
Lineage: Eukaryota; Fungi; Ascomycota; Pichiomycetes; Serinales; Metschnikowiaceae
Source: the annotation of a GenBank genome assembly
AUGGGAGCUUGUGCGUCCAAAGACAAGGAAUUGAAGCUCUCGGAGCCGGCGAAGCAACAUCCUAGGUCCAGACCCACUGUCAAGUCGUCGUCUGGAAAAGUUUUAGGUGGAGGAGGAGGAGAGAGCACGGAGAAUUCCAAAGAGGCAGCAGCACGAGCUGCCGAGCUCCGGUAUCAGAAUCACCAGGACCUGAAGAAGAAUAGCCAGGCCAAGCUCAAAGCAAUGGAGAAGAUAUCGAAGAGGGAGAAGGGAUUGGAGUGA